Molecule: messenger RNA, 984 nt
Organism: Colletotrichum siamense
Lineage: Eukaryota; Fungi; Ascomycota; Sordariomycetes; Glomerellales; Glomerellaceae
Exons: 2
Coding region: 1-984 (327 amino acids)
Source: RefSeq, a predicted model, not a curated record
AUGGCGACCCAGACCACUACUGCGAGCUCUCUUCUACAACUCGACGCCUCCUAUGGUGACUGGCGAGAUGAUCUGCGCACCAAGGGAUAUGCUGUAGUCAAGGGCGCUAUCCCCCGCGAACGUGCGGUUGAGUACCAGCAACGGGCUCUGAAGUGGCUUACUUCAUUCGGCCUGCCGCUGGACUUAGACGACCCCAGCACCUGGCUGGCCGAGAACAUGCCUGUUCAGAGCAAGCUCAACACCUUUGACAACUAUUGCGUUGUUCACGAGAAAUUCAUGUGGGAUGCGCGCAUGGAACCCGGAGUCGUGGAUGCCUUUUCCAAAGUCUGGAACACGAACGAGCUACUCGUCUCCUUCGACUCGCUGAACAUCACUCUUCCGGGGCGUAAGGACAAGCCGCCCCGGGCCCCAUGGCCCCAUGUCGACCAGUCACCCUUUAAACGCGGGCUGCACUGCAUCCAGGGCAUCAUCAACCUGAGCCAUGUUGGCGAUGAGGAUGGCUCGCUUAUGGUGCUACCGGGCUCGAAUGCUUACAACGCCGAGUUCUUCGACACUCAGGCCGAUCGAUCCUCCUGGCCUGAAAUUGAUUGGCGCCGCUUCAGUGAGCAAGAAAUGAAGUGGUUUGAGGCCAAAGGGCUCAAGGCGUGCAAAGUCAAGGCAGAGCCUGGCGACCUGAUCUUGUGGGACUCGCGAACGGUGCACUGGGGAGCUGAGCCCACGGCGAACAGCAAAACGAUCCGAACCGUAAUAUACGCAUCCUACUCUCCCGCCAAACUUGCUAAGAGAGAAGCUCUUGAGGAGAAAACUCGAGUGUUCAACGUCUAUGGCGCAACGACCCAUUGGGCGCACGACAACAUUUGGCUUCGGCCUCAGCUCGCGCAUCUUCCUGAUGGUACGGUUGAUCCACGCAACAGGGACGAGCCGCUAGAGAAGCCCGAGGUGAACGAUAUGAUGUUGAAAUUAGCUGGAUUGAAGCCAUAUUAG